Molecule: messenger RNA, 3537 nt
Organism: Octodon degus (degu)
Lineage: Eukaryota; Metazoa; Chordata; Mammalia; Rodentia; Octodontidae
Gene: Slc35e4
Product: solute carrier family 35 member E4
Exons: 2
Coding region: 1972-3024 (350 amino acids)
Cellular component (GO): Golgi apparatus
Molecular function (GO): antiporter activity
Source: RefSeq, a predicted model, not a curated record
UUGAACUCAGGCCCUUUCGCUUGCCUGGGAAGCGCCUUCUCUACUGAGCCAUCUUCCCGGCCCCCUGGAAAUUUCCUUGUCCGCACCCUCUGCCCUGAGAUUUGGGCUGUUCAGCAGUCUACCAGCUCCAGCAGACGUCAGGCUCAGCAGAGGCAAAUAAGAUAGCACAGACUCCUGGACCCAGCCCCACUAGAGAGGCCGGGUUCUUUAGAUCUCCCGUUAGGCUCUCCCCACCUCCCACCCCAAGGGUGUCUAAAGGCUGUAGAAGGGCUAGAGUAGCCUCCGUUCUCAGGCAUUCGGGAGCCUAGCCACCAGAGGGCGCAGCAGGACGGGCUUGGCGGCUCUCCUUUGCGGUCUAGUUCCUCCACUCCGGCUGGGGUCAUCAAGGACUUGCUGGCCCACCAACAGGCAAAGGUUGAGCUGUGUCCAGGCGGGGUGGCUCUUCCGCUGGGGCAGGAAGCGCGAUGGCUGAAAGGGGCUGGCAGCCGGCACUGAGCUCCUGCUGGGGCCUUGGUCCUUGUUCACCUGCACUCCAGGGCUCCAGAGGCCAGGGCUGGGCCUGGAAUCUGGGUCAACCCGACCGCCUCUAGGGGCACUAUUUACCCAGUCCUAAACUCAGAGUCUGUCGGUGGGUGGGAUACGAAAACUGAAAUCUGGUUAAGGGCAAAGCCUUGGGGACCCUCUUUGCCUCCCUGCGCCAGGCUCCGUCUCACCAAGCCUGGAGGAAGGGGUGGACCCCAGACGUCCAGCUGCUUGUUGAUUCUGAGUGCCCAGGAUGGAACAGGGACUGCUGGUCAGGGAUGGGUGCCAGCGACAGUACCCUGGUUCCGCAGCUGCGGGCAGCCCUGGUGAUUCAGCUUCCUUCUGCUGCCCCAGAUGGGGCGCCGCCCUGGGCUGGGAGGAAGGCAGGGAAGCUGGGUAGAAGGGGUGACGGAAAGACCAUAAAGGACCCUGUGGUCCUGUUCUGCCCGAUGUUGAGGUCACACAAUUUAACUGGCCGCGGAUCUGUUGAGCCUGUAACUCGUCCCUUCGGUCCUCUUCAGUGCCCUAUUCAUGUGGACGGCUUUGCGGGAUACUCCAGUGUACCGAGCACUGGGGUCUCUAAACGGUUGAGUGCGGAGGAGGAAGGAGGAGCCUCGCGGGCCGCCCGGCCGAUGGGGGCGGGGCUGCGGAGCGCGGCCUUGGGGCGGGGCGAGACGUCGGUGUUCCCGGGCGGGUCCUGGCUGGGGCGGCGCUGGGGUCUCAGCCCUACUUUACGGGUGGGGCGCGGAGGAGGCGGGGCUGCGAGCUGGGCUGGGCUGGGCUGGGCUGGGCUGGGCUGGGCUUUAAGCCGGGCGGGAGCUAGGAGCCACAGCCUCAGUCGAACAGCCCCGGAGGCACAUCUCCGGCCCAGGCGCCAGUCCUUGGGGAGCCGAACCGAGCUCACCUCCUAGCACUGGCCGGAACGCGCCGGGCCGCGUGUCAGCUGCAUCUCCCUGACGCUAUCGGAGGUAGUGAGCCGCGGCUUCCCGGGUACCACCAGGCGCGGAGCCCUGCUCGUCUCUGCCAGGCCUGCUCACCGCCUGAGCUCUCGGGACAGGGAAUCAAGCUCUCCACCCUCACGGCCUGGGGACGGAAGAGAAAAAAGGGAAAAGGAUUCUAUCGAAGAGCAUAGUGUGAAUGCUGGGCAAGGAAGAGAGCGGAAAUUUCAUCUGGCACCGGGGAAAGAGGUAAACGGAGCUUCCUAGGCCAGGCUUGGACACCAGCGUUCCCCGCCAUCAGCCACGACCUCGGCUCUCCCAGAUCUGUGGAACACUGUGAGCUUAGCUUCUAGACACUGCUGGCCAAGGCCUGGAAGCACAUCGGUGACCUCACCUGAGACUGGCCUAGGGCCCAAGAAACAGUAUCUGGCUUACCCCAAAGCUGGGGUCUCUAGUGGUCCGGAGCUGGUCACAGGGGAGCUAACCUCCUGCUCCAGCCCCACUGGUGCGGAUGUGCCGCUGUCCUCCGGAGCACCAUGAAGGCAGGAUGACCUCAGCUGAAGCAGCAGCAGUGACUGGAAGUGCUCGGGUGGCUGGACCCCCCGAGUGGUCCCCUGGCAGCCCCCAGGUCCUCAGGCGACCUGGCAGGGCCCGGGUGGCUGUGGCAGCGUUGGUGUGGUUGCUGACGGGAGCCACCAUGUCAAGCCUUAACAAGUGGAUCUUCACAGUGCAUGGCUUUGGGCGGCCCCUGCUGCUCUCAGCACUGCACAUGCUGGCAGCAGCACUGGCAUGCCACUGGGGGGCACGGCGCCCCGUGCCACGGAGCACCCGUCGCCAAGUGCUGCUGCUCAGCCUCACUUUCGGCACCUCGAUGGCCUGCGGCAACGUGGGCCUCAGCACUGUGCCCUUGGACCUGGCACAGCUGGCCACGACCACCACGCCACUGUUCACGCUGGCCCUGUCUGCACUGCUGCUUGGCCGUCGCCACCACCCACUGCAGUUUGCUGCUAUGGGCCCUCUCUGCCUGGGGGCUGCCUGUAGCCUGGCUGGGGAACUCCGGGCACCCCCUGCAGGCUGUGGCUUCCUGCUGGUGGCCACCUGUCUCCGAGGCCUCAAGUCCGUUCAGCAGAGUGCCCUGCUGCAGGAGAAAAGGCUGGAUGCAGUGACCUUGCUGUAUGCUACCUCGAUGCCCAGCUUCUGCCUGCUGGCGGGCGCCACCCUGGUGCUGGAGGCUGGUGUGGCUCUGCCACCCGCGCCUACGGACUCCCACCUCUGGACCUGUGUCCUGCUCAGCUGCAUCCUGUCUGUGGUCUAUAACCUGGCCAGUUUCUCCUUGCUGGCCCUCACAUCUCCUCUCACUGUCCAUGUCCUGGGCAACCUCACUGUUGUGGGCAACCUCAUCUUAUCCCACCUCUUGUUUGGUAGCCACCUCAGUGCCCUCAGCUACGUGGGCAUCGCACUUACCCUUUCAGGAAUGUUCCUUUACCACAACUGCGAGUUUGUGGCCUCGUGGGCAGUUCGCCGGGGACUGUGGCGGAGAGACCAGCCUGACAAGGGGCUUUGAGACCUGGGGAAGCUCGUGAGUUUCACCUCAGACAGCCCCUGCCUGAGUUCAACCAUGGCCAAUGGCUGUGGGAACAGGGACAGCAGGCAGCUGCUGCUGCAGCCAAGAGAGAUGGGCUCUUCUUAGAGGGUGCCUGGAAGGCUGGAACAGGGUCUCCCAGAGGGACCUGCCUCCCUCCCGCCUGCCUCACCUUGUCACAGACCGCACCCACCACUGGAUGGUGGGUCCAAGCCAGGCACAGUCACUGUGCUUGUCAGAGUAAUCGUUUUCAUUAAUAUCAACUACUAUGCCAAAAUUUGCUGGGCAAACUUGGACACCUUCCAUGGGUUACAAUGACAAUGAUGGUGAUAAUUCUUGACAGUUGUACAAUCCUUCCUCCAGCAGGGAGGGCAGCGGAGAAAGGGCUUCUUCCAGGGAGUUGGGAUGGUCUAUGCCAACUCCAGGCAGCUGCUGUGGCCUUGCUCCUGGGCCCCCCAGUUUUGGGUCUUCCCUCCUUAAAUAAACUAUUUUUUG